Molecule: messenger RNA, 2932 nt
Organism: Porites lobata
Lineage: Eukaryota; Metazoa; Cnidaria; Anthozoa; Scleractinia; Poritidae
Source: the annotation of a GenBank genome assembly
AUGAUGAAGCGGGAGAAGGAAGAUCGUCGAGAAAUGGCGCGAAGAACGCCGCUCGAUCGUUUGUGUUGCAUGUCUGGGUUGCUUUUGUCCAUCGCGUGCUGUGUCGCACUUAUUCAUGUAGAAUUCAGGAUUCAGGAGCAGCAACGGUUGAUAACACAAACAACAACAGUCUGUGAUAAGAUGGAGAAUGAAAUAUUACAAAAAGUACAACAAAAUGACAAACAUUGGGGAGAAACAAGAGACGAAAGCUGGAAAGGAAACAAAGGUAGAUUUAGCUGUGUUUAUGCGUUGACAUUAGAGAGCUUAAGAAACGACGAGGGCGACGUCAACGAGAACGGCAUAAAAGCAAAAGGUUUAGAUAAGAAAAACAACAAUUUUGCACGUGCAUCACGCUUUUUUGUACAUUUCUCUGCCGUCACUGCACGACUACAACGUGAAACUGGCUAAUUUCACGUUUUGUCGAGGACUGGAACAAAAGGCAACAACUUUCUUUUUCUUUUCCUGAACUUUGAUGCAGUCUUUUAGAAUUCAACUCCAAACAAAAAAGUGCCAAGAUUUGACGAAUUGAGUGAGAGAGAAGAGACGCGAUAAAGUUUGAAGCAGCGCGCUUUACUUUUUAAGCGACGUCUUUGUAGUCCUCGCCGUCGUUGUCGCUUAAGCUCCCUACUUUGGAAAACAGCGACGUUUGUUUAAAUAAAUGACACUGCAUUUUCAAGCCACUCGAUUUUACAUAAAACUCAACAAAACAUAUGAAUGAACACUAAAAAUGUCAUUUGUUUAUUGAUUGUUUAGAUCACAAGGCAGGCAAUUCAAGGGAAAAGCGCAGUGUUUCAUCACCAAAUGGACAACCUAGUCCCACAGUAACACCUUCUUAUGUACAACUGCUGAUACGAGAUGAGCUGAGACUUCUACAGAACCAAAUCUGCGCUAAAGAUCACGUGUUAUGUCGCGCAGGACCGAGAGGAAAACAGGGCCGCCGAGGAAGACCGGGAAACCCUGGGAAGUAUGGCCCCCAGGGAAUUCCAGGACCAAUGGGAACAAAGGGAGAUCCGGGAGUACAGGGAAAUGUGGGACUACCGGGACCAAGAGGCCCCCAGGGAGAGAAGGGUCAGAAAGGCGAGGAAGGAAGAUCGCUUUCGCCUCCUGUGCUUAUCGAGAUUCUACUUAAAAAGACAGUAAACGAAGGAAAAACAGCAGUCUUGAAGUGUAAAGCAGACGGGAAUCCAGCACCAAGGGUCACGUGGUCUAAGAAAAACUCGUCACUUCCGAUUGGCCGUCACGUGGUAGAACCAAGUAGUGCCCUGAUUAUAAGGAAAGUUACAAAAGAAGAUGCCGGAAUCUACACCUGCAGCGCGCAAAACCUGUUGGGAAGUGUCAACGCUUCAGUGCAAUUGAACGUGCAAUGUAAGUAUUUUUAAGAACUUUUUUUUGUAAAAAUAAUCGAAAAAACCACACCAUUGCUUUAAGGUUCUACUUAAUGACCUGUUAUAAAUUCAAUUCCACAUUUGUUGACUAAAAUUAAAAUUCUUUGGAAAGACUUGUAGCCUUGCGGAAACAAUUGAUACUUGAGCGACACUUGACCGAUUGAGUUGAGUAUUGACCGAUUGUCGGAAGACUAUCAACUGAGUGUCACUGGAUACUUGACUGACCGACAUUCAUCACCACUGUCGACUGACACCACCUACAAUACACAUGGUCCUCGAUUAUUCGAUUUACCAUGAUUUUAGAGAGGGCAUCAUCUUUUUGACUUUUAAACGUUUUUUUUUUACCAACAGUUGCCCCUCGGGUUCAUUUGUCAUCCAAUCGUCUGAUAGCGGAGGAGGGACAAAAUGUUUCCAUUGCCUGUAGUGCCACUGGUCAGCCGCAACCUCAUUUUACGUGGUCUAAAUCAAUCGGUCGUUUAUCUCGCAGAGCUUACGUAUCAAAUGAAACGUUGAAAAUUAGCAACGUGACAAAAAAGGACGGAGGAACGUACCACUGUGAAGCCAGGAAUAUCCUGGGAAGUGCACGAGAUGCAACUUUGUUGAUGGUUUUCUCGCGUCUGCGGUUUUUAGCUCGUCCCCCUAAGGAACUUAGUCCUCGCUCCGCGUCUCCUGUGCAUCUCCCAUGUGUUGCCCAGAGUGAACUGAAAACUACAGUCACGUGGUUAAAAGAUGGCAAACCUUCACUUCCGGUCGACUCGCAAGUUUUGCAAAAUAACACACUAGUCAUUGCUAGUGUAAAAAAGUCGCACGACGGAUUAUACACCUGCAGAGUGAAAAAUGUAAUCAAAACAAUAGAAUCGACUGUGAAAAUUAAGACUGAAAUGCCCCUUUCCUGUUCUGUGAUAAAGAAAUUCGUAAGUAAUUCAAGCGGAAGUUACGUCAUUGAUCCAGAUGGUGAAGGAGGCCUGGCGCCGUUUACAGUGCAUUGCGACAUGCGUGACAAGAAUGGAGUUGGCGUGACAGUUAUAAGUCACGACAGUGAGAGCAGAACAGAGGUGGACAAAUUCGCUGAAAGAGGUUCCUACUCGAGGAAUAUUUCCUACUCAGGUGCAAGUUUUUCCCAGCUAGCGACCCUUACUAACGUUUCUUCGCAUUGUGAACAGUUCAUUAAAUAUGAAUGCUACGACUCCAUGCUUAAUUUUGACAGUAACCCAUAUGGAUGGUGGGUGUCACGCGACUCUAAGAAGAUGACGUACUGGGGAGGAGCCUCGCCUGAAAGUAACAAGUGUGCAUGCGGGACGACUAAUUCAUGUGCAAACUCACACCAAGGCUGCCACUGUGACAAAAAUGACCACCAAUGGCGUGAAGACAGCGGUCUCCUGACAGACAAAACAAAACUUCCGGUCAAACAGCUCAGAUUUGGAGACACAGGCGAACAUGAUGGAUACGACGAGAAGGGCUACCACACGCUGGGAGAAUUAAAGUGUUACGGGAUUGCCAAACAGUAG